AUGGAGAAGCUUUCUCCAACUCGAGGAUUGCCAUCUGAGCAGCUUACUGCUUUCAGUCCCAUGGGAUAUGAGGCUUUUGCUCAUCGGACAAACCCCGAACCGUUCACUGGAACGGCCACAAUCCGUCCGACUGGUGAUCCGUUCGCCGGUUGGCUAAAUGAUGGGACUUCACGCAUUCUGCCUCAUGCGUCCACUGCAAGCUCUGGGAACAGAACCACCGAGCCCCAGUAUUCGUCUGUUUCGCCUCAGCUGGCCCGCACAGCUAAUGCAGUGCGCACCUCAAUUGGCCCAUUCCAGUACUCGUCUGUCUCCCCUCACUUGUCCCCGACAACCUCUGGCCCUGGUGGAAUGCGAUACUCGCCUUCCCAUGUCCAGGCAUCUCGGUCGCUCGAGCAAAUGGCAUACUCACCUCGUUCCUCAACUCACAGGCAGACGCAUUUGGGGGCAUCACAGUACCCACUCUCUCCUGUCCAGACAGGUAUUGCCAACGCUCGGUACUCGCCAUCCCGUGAAGAUAUUAGUUAUGAAUACAGCCCGACCCCGGAUUUCUUAUCUAGCUUGUUCGCGACCACUCGCGUUCCCUCGGCGGCCACCUCGACUAAUGCACUGACCCAUGUCUCCCCCGAUAACCAAGCUGGUCGCGCCACUGGCACAACCAACCUGCCUUCCCUCUCUGGUGGAAGUCAGGAUGUUACUGAAAAGCAUCGAAGCUUUAUCGUGCACCAGGUCCCUACCGACACCCCGCACCGCUCAAUUGUUAUGAUGUUCCCGAUCAAUGAAUAUCCUUCCAUUGAGGAUGUUUGUCUCAAGCACAUUGAGGCUAGGGGUGUAUUCUCCAUUUCGUUUGGGGAUAUUCGAGAGGCCGUCCAUGCCAUGAAACAGAUUCGCCUAACUCGUCCUUCUUGGCGCGUCUUCGCGGCCGGUUGCGAAGAAAUCGCCAACUUCAAUCGAAUCGCUGGAUCGGCUCCCUCUGCAUCCGUUCCUCGAGAUGGUGUAUUCCUGCUUUCUGUGUGCACCAUUCCAAGCCAGUGGCUCAUGGAACCUAUGGAAGAUAUUGUUAAACAUGUGCUCGCUUCUCUUGGCAGCUUGAGUUCUUGCAACCUUAUCGAGAACGGCACAAACAUGAGUCGAUACCAAGUUGAAUAUUUCAACAAGCGUCAUGCGGCUUAUGCUUUUUCGUGUCUCGAUGGAUUUAAGCUCGAUAGUCUUCGUUUCAAUGUCUCUAUUUGUGCAGAAGAAGACAUACCUACCCCGUCUCAUCUCCGAACCACCAGCUUUGGCUCCCCUCAGAGCCCUGUGACCCCUUAUCAUCUUGUGUCGAAGGAGAGCGAGGUCGAGGAGAAGAUCGAUAUUUCUCCAGCUUCUGAGACAGGCCAGACGAGUGCGGAGCAUGCUAUUGAUCUCGACCGAAUCAGGCAAGGACUAGACGUUCGCAGCACUGUCAUGAUCCGCAACAUUCCCAAUAAAAUAACCUCGGACCAAUUGAAGAGUAUCCUGGACGAGUCUAGUUAUGGGAAGUAUGACUUCCUCUAUCUUCGCAUGGAUUUCACUCAUCGUUGCAACGUUGGUUACGCGUUUAUGAACUUCGGUGAUGCAAUUGACAUUAUUGAUCUGGUGCACGCUCGAGAGGGCAAGACGUGGCCGGACUGCAUCUCCGAGAAGAGGGCUGAGGUUUCUUAUGCCACACUUCAAGGCAAAGAGGCUCUCGUGAACAAGUUCCGCAACAGUAACGUUAUGACCCGGCCUCACGAAGAGCGACCUCGACUCUUCCAUAUUGACGGCCCUCGUGCAGGCAGCGAAGCGGCUUUCCCCGGCCCCAAUGACGCCAGUAAGCUGCGUCGAUCGGUUGCUAGCACCACCCAGCAAGGCCUCUUUGCACCACGGAACCGAGCUCCCACUACACCUCGCACCAACCGCACGCGUCCGCAAUCCCAGUCAUUCAGCCAGACUCCACGGGGUCGUCAAUCCGUUCGAACUCCCCGGCAUUCUGGCGGACGCUCUGUCCAGCAUGCCCCUGGCGAAUUUGCUUCGAUGCAGGAAGAGGACCGCCAGUUCAUUUCGAGGAGAAAUUAA
Penicillium mononematosum is the source of this 2073-nucleotide messenger RNA. Its product is annotated as putative meiosis protein MEI2. Bases 1 to 2073 code for a protein of 690 amino acids. The transcript has 14 exons. Gene Ontology annotation, molecular function: RNA binding. The record is from RefSeq and is a predicted model, not a curated record. Lineage: Eukaryota; Fungi; Ascomycota; Eurotiomycetes; Eurotiales; Aspergillaceae.